AUGAGUAGCGAGACAUCAUCGGUGGAGAGAUCAAACUCUACUCUUCCUGUUAAAGGAACCGCACAAGAGUCGGUACAAUCUAGCGGUACUAUCGAUGCUAUCGGAAAGGUCAUUAAUUCGAGGGAUGCAGAUGUCACACUUCAGUUUUUGAGAGAACAUGACUCUCAGGUCCCCCCCAUAACGCCAGAGCAGGAGCGCAAACUUUCCAGAAAAGUGAUCUGGAUUAUUUUACCUAUGGUAAUGUUCAUCAACACGAUCAUUUAUGCUGACAAGAUUGCGAUGUCUUUUGCGGCAAUCUUCACGUUUUUUGACGACACUGGCCUUACCAAAAACAAGUAUAACAACGCUAACACCCUUUUCUACGUGGGAUUCGUCCUUGGUCAGGGAAAUCUGUAUUUUCUUCAAAAGCGCCCUGUGGGACAGGUAAUGACGAUCAUAACAUUUUUAUGGUGUCUCAUAAUGUUUCUACAUUGCGCAAUUUACAAUCCUAGCGGCGUCUAUGCAAUCAGAUUUUUUCUGGGAUUCUGUGAGGCGAUAGGAGUCCCUGCACUGAAUAUUACCAUGAAUCAGUUUUUGACCGCCGAGGAAAAAGCAGCAACUGCUCCGAUUUUCUUUGCAAGUUGUAUGGGGGUGACAGUGCCAGUAGGUUUUAUUGCAUAUGGUACUUUGCAGAUAACAACUUCUUCUAUACCAACUUGGAAGAUUUUUUCAAUACUGAUUGGUUCAUUAAGCUUUCUGGUAAGUCUAAUGGUGCUUAUACUAUAUCCUAAUAACCCCACUGAUGCAAAAUUCUUAAACACGGAAGAAAAAGUGUGGGUCAUCAGAAGAGUUCAGAACUCUACUCAAUCAUCAAUUGAGCAAAAACGAUUCAAGAAGUCUCAAUUCAGAGAAGCCAUAAGAGAUCCGAUUACCUGGCUUUUUGCAUUUUUCUUCUUAUUACAACAAUUGACUAAUAAUCUCCCCUACCAACAAAAUAUGCUUUUCCACAGUAUGGGAGGUAUCUCAAACCUUGACACCACUCUAGUUUCUGUCGCGAGUGGCUGUUAUGAUGUCCUCUGUGCUAUUUUAGCCAGUGGGUGGUUGCAUUAUCACAAAAAUACAACUGCCUUCUCCGUUGUUUUUUGGACUUUGCCUUCAUUUGUUGGAAGCAUUGGUAGUCUCACUCUCUCCUGGGACAAAAAAAUCGCCCUUCUUGCCAUGAUCUGUCUUGCAACGCCUUUUGGUAUACCUUGGAUCAUGAUGUUCAGUUGGAAUAUCACGAGCUGCUCCGGCUAUACCAAAAAACUAACCAGAAGUGCGAUCGUGAUGCUAUUCCACAGUAUCGGUAACAUCAUUUCUCCUCAAAUGUGGCAGCAGAAGGAUGCACCUAGAUACCGCCCUGCAUGGCUCGUACAAACAAUAUGCUCUUUCUUUAUUGCUCCGAUCCUUGCGCUUGUUAUUCGCCACAUCCUGAAAAAACGCAACGACGAAAGAAUUGCAGCAUCGAAAUCUGAAGAACUUGGUUUUGUGGAACAAGACGGAGAAAAGCUAAAGGUCAAUAUGGCCAUGUUGGAUCUGACUGACCUCGAAAACAAGUACUUUAUAUAUCCGCUAUAA
Messenger RNA from Lachancea meyersii CBS 8951, 1596 nucleotides. NCBI's taxonomy places the organism in Eukaryota, Fungi, Ascomycota, Saccharomycetes, Saccharomycetales, Saccharomycetaceae. The record is from the annotation of a GenBank genome assembly.